Messenger RNA from Siniperca chuatsi (mandarin fish), 4689 nucleotides. RefSeq names its product tumor necrosis factor receptor superfamily, member 21 (gene tnfrsf21). Gene Ontology annotation, molecular function: protein binding. The record is from RefSeq and is a predicted model, not a curated record. Gene Ontology annotation, biological process: humoral immune response; negative regulation of myelination; signal transduction. Lineage: Eukaryota; Metazoa; Chordata; Actinopteri; Centrarchiformes; Sinipercidae. The transcript is spliced from 6 exons. The coding region runs from base 362 to 2440 and encodes 692 amino acids.
UGGCUCUCUGCUGCGCUGAAGGAGAGCCGCACUGCACAUUGAUAAGCCUAGACGGGGCGAGGCGGCGAUCCCAGUGUGGCCCUCAUCCAUCAUCGCUAUGGGAAUUACCACAGCGUUCUUUCUGAACCAAGCCCUGAUCCCGUGCUAUCUGAAACCGGUUUACCUGGAGACACGGACUAUAAAACACUGCAGUUGAGAGUGUCCCUGCACCAGAGCCCGGCUCAGCUUCUCUUCUCCAAUAAAGCUAAAGGGGGAGGAUGAUGAUCAUGAGAAACAUCUAGAGGUGAGAAGUGUUUCUCAAGCAGACAACUUGGACAAGGACGUUUGCUCGACCCUCAUCUGUAUUUUCUAAAUCAGGACGAUGCCUGCCAUGUGUGUGUCCGUAGUGCUUUUAUGUACAUUGGUGGUUGACAUCUCAGUUCGGGUUUUGACCACAGCCAGCCCAGCUGACCAGCCCCUCCUCUCUCCUCGCCACUAUCAGCACACCGACCCUGACUCGGGCACCCAGCUGGUCUGCGACAAGUGCCCAGCAGGCACCUAUGUGUCCGUCCACUGCUCCCCAACAGCUGUGAGAGAGUGCAGCCCCUGCCCUGAAGGCACCUUCACACGGGGUGAGAACGGGGUCCAGCAAUGCCAUCGGUGUCGGGCUCCAUGUCCUGCGGGCUUCAUUGAGAAAGCUCUCUGCACGGCCACCCAGGACCGAGUGUGCAAAUGUCCCCCCAACAGCUUCUUGUCAGUAGAUGGUGGCACAGAGUGUAAGCCCCACUCGCUGUGCCCUCCAGGGACCAGGGUAAGAAAGCGGGGCAGUGAAUCAGAGGAUGUGCUCUGUAAGCCGUGUACCAAGGGAACUUUCUCAGAUAUGGAGUCGAGUGCAGUGAAGUGCCGAACCCACACAAACUGCCAAGCUCAGGGGCAGGUGCUGCUCACACCAGGGACUAGAGAGACAGAUAAUGUCUGUGGACCCCUUUCUACAGCCCUCACUUCCUCUUCAUCUUUGUCUGUCUCCACAACCACUAUACUGGGGCCUGUACAGGCUGUGCUUGUACAGGAACCCAUGACUUCUUCAUCCUCUCCAUCAUCAUCACUGGCUGGACAUGUACAUAAAGGUACCUACAGCAAGUCAGCAGCCAUUCAACUGAGGGAAAACCCGGGUGGGGAAGACCACCUUGCAGAGGGUCUACUCCUCAGCUGGCCUGGCGCUCCCACCCCAGCAAAUCGUGAUCCCCCACGGACUCCACCGCAACUGAUGGACCUUGAGCACCAGCAGAGGCAACCCAGUUCUGACCCUGUGCCUGGCCCCAGCAAGAGGGCGAUGGAGGGUCUGGAGGGUACAGAGGUAGUCAGGGUUAGGACAGGUAUCAGCAAGGUAGCCGGGCAGGGGAGCGGAGGUGGGGGAGGUGGGGUUUCCAGCUACUACAGGCCCACUCGCAGGGGGUCACCAAGACCAAGCACCCAUAAUCACUUUGACAUCAACGAGCACCUUCCCUGGAUGAUAGUGCUGCUGCUCCUACUGGUGCUGGUGGUGAUUGUGGUCUGCAGCGUGAAGCGGAGCUCUCGUGUACUGAAGAAAGGCCCCAUGCAGGACCCUAGCAGCAUCAUGGAGAAGGCAAUUCAGAAAAAACCAUCUGCGCCUCCAACGCAGGUGAAAGAGAAGUGGAUCUACUACUCCAAUGGACAGGGGGUGGAUAUCCUAAAGCUGGUGGCAGCCCAUGUGGGCACCCAGUGGAUAGACAUUUAUCAGUCUCUGGCCAACGCCACGGAAAGGGAGGUGGCCGCGUUCUCCAAUGGCUACUCGUCAGAUCACGAGCGGGCGUAUGCUGCGCUGCAGCACUGGACCAUCCGGGACAGUGACGCCAACCUGGCCAAGCUGAUCAAUGCCCUGCACAGACAGCGGCGCAUUGAUGUGGUGGAGAAGAUCCGCUGUGUCAUGGAGGACAACCCGCAGUUUGACAUCAACCAGCUGAUGACCUCAGUGAAUGUAAGCCAAAGCCUCAGUCCCAUCCACAAGCUGCUUGAGUCCCCCAGCAGCGUUGGCAGCAGCAGCAACAGUGGUGGUAUCGCUGGCGGGGCCAGUGGCGUGGGCGUGGAGCAAUCACCAGUGGACCGUACCAAAGGCUUCUUUCCCGACGAAUCGGAGCCCCUGCUUCGCUGUGACUCCACCUCCAGCAAAGACUCCGCUCUCAGUAGGAACGGCUCCUUCAUUACCAAAGAGAAGAAAGACACCGUGCUCCGGCAAGUGCGUCUGGACCCGUGUGACCUGCAGCCUAUCUUCGAUGACAUGCUGCACAUCCUGAACCCAGAGGAGCUGCACUUCAUCGAGGAGAUCCUGGCUGCUGAGGACAAGCUGGACCGGUUGUUUGAGAUUGCGGGAGUCAAGAGUCAGGAGGCCAGCCAGACGCUGCUCGACUCGGUCUAUAGCCACCUCCCUGACCUGUUAUAGUGGAGGAAGGAGGAAGAAACCACACGGACGAGAAUUGGCACAGGAAUAAAAAGGAAUGUCUCAGUGGGAGGGAUAAAUCAGAUCUGAUAUUGUUCAGAUUAUGCUUGGGAUUUGCUCUGAUAAGAGUCUGACACGUCAUGUCACUUUCUCACAUGAUUCAAGCCAGGUGUUGUAGAUACGGUGGUUAUCUACUUCCUCCAAUGACUUUCAAAUCUUUACUGGUACUUUACUCCUCUUCACCCUCUGAUCUCCUUCUGUUGUUGUGUGUGGACACACUAUAGUUCCUGCAAAACACCUUCAUCUUCUAUCAUGAUACAGGGUCAACGCUCAAUGUAAUUAAAGCAUUCUGAGUGUCACAACAAGGAGGACUUUUUUCACUAAGUAUGUUCUGCCUUUUUUAAGGUGGUAUUACGCGAGUAUGGUGACUCCAAACUUAGAAAAAGCUAGUCUGAAGAGAAGCUGAAUACAUGGAAAAAUGUAAAAAGCACUGUAUUUAUCUUAACUGGCCAUUGCCUUCACUUUUAAAGGAUAAUACUGGUGUUUUGUUGGUUGUGUCAAUCAUCUUCAUCUUCAGGCUUCCCUUGCCUUCAACAUGAUUUCAGUGUUAAAAAAAUCAAAUUUAACAUUGUGGUUAUUGCUAAAUGAUUGCAAGAAAGGAAACUGCACACAGACAAUAGUAAAUAACCUAUAGCUCUAAAUGACACUGAUUAUUCUUGUGGUUUUAAGGUUCUUGUAAACCAUAUUCACAGAUAUUUUGUUCAGGUAAGAACUGACCCUUAAGUCACGUGCCUGUGCUUGUUACAUGUCCCUUUUCUCAGCCUAUGAGCCCCCUUUUUCCCCCUCCAGUUGCGUGUACCUAGACCAGCAGGGGGUAGUAUUAGAUUAGAGGGUUGACCUGCUGCUCUGGAACCAAAGCCAUAUAUCAGAAAUACUGGACUAAACGUCAAAAUAAUCCAAUAUUACAAUACUGGAGUAAUAUUUACCUUAUAUAAUAUUAUGAUAUAUGGCUUUUAAUGGUUUGCUUUUACUGAACAGGAAGGAUGCAGUGUUUACUGCCCCUGCCUGCUUCACUGGAACCAAAGCCAUAUAUCUAAAAUGGUUUAGAUACGUCGCUUUGGAUGCUCUCUCACUGUUGGACUCAUGGACAGUAUACAAUAAAUAGUUCUACCGGUAUGCACAUUCAGAUCUCAUCUAGCUAGCCCUGUUUGCCUCAACAAAUGUAGCAUUGAUUAAGUGUUCUUGAAACAUUUUGGAGCUUCAUGUUGGUGUGGUGGGUGUGAGUGUUUCACUACUAUAGUAAAAAUAAUAGAACACAAGUGAUUUUUUUCAUGCAGUCGUAUGUUGCUACAUGCUCUAAGUAGUUGAUAUUAAAAUGUAAUAAUGAUGCACUAAUUCUAUUAUCUAUUGGAGAGGCAGACAUGUAUUUUAUGUGUCCUUCAUUUUCAUUGUCUUUUAUUCUGAAAUGCUGUUAAUUAACAUUUGAUUUUGUUGUAAUGUUUUCUAUAUUUAGUUUGAUUUAUUAUGUUAUUGUAGCAUCUCUUUGUUAGUUGGCUUCUUUGUAUCUCAUGUCAUUUCAUGGGAAUUCAGAUGUAUUUCCCCCAGCUUGGCGUAAUGAGAUGACCUGGAUGUAACAUAUGCAUACUCCAUACUCUACUUGAAGUCUGUCUACUUGUGUUACUUGAUUUAAAUGAGGAAGAACUAAUGUACUCUUUCAGUUCCUUACAAGUUCAACAUUCUUAAAAUAAUAAUAAAACUGAAAAGCACCAUCAAAAACUCAUAAAAGUCUGGAGAGGAUUUUGCCGGCAUCAUGAGAGCAGCAAAUGAUGUACUCUGUUUUCACCAAGCCAGUUACUGUACUAUCAAAGCUCCUGUGGUGCUAGAUGUGAGCUCUCACCGGUUGGCCUGACAUAGGGGGUUUUAACCCUGGACUAAUGACUAUUUAAAAUAUUCCAGACUGAGUGAAGAAGAGUGUAGGUUGUGCUGCUGUGGACUGUGGGAUGUUGACAAUGAUGAUGAUGAUGGUGAUGGUGAGAAUGUGUGAGCUUGCUCUCCAUGUCGCUGCGGAGACUCAAACUGCAGGCUGUGAGCUUUUUAUUUUCUAAAGAAGUCUGAAAGGAUGAAGGUGCAAUGUGAAAAGCACAUGCGGCUCGAGUGGAUGAUUUCAUCAAAUUUCCUGUGUGUAACCAGUAUGUUUACUACUAUGUAACCUCUUAAAAUCAACCAAUUAAAGCUCAAAACAAUUGUCAUAA